This is a messenger RNA of Tetrahymena thermophila SB210, 7059 nucleotides long. RefSeq names its product type III restriction enzyme, res subunit. The transcript is spliced from 14 exons. The record is from RefSeq and is a predicted model, not a curated record. Gene Ontology annotation, molecular function: DNA binding; ATP binding; ribonuclease III activity. NCBI's taxonomy places the organism in Eukaryota, Ciliophora, Oligohymenophorea, Hymenostomatida, Tetrahymenidae. Gene Ontology annotation, cellular component: cytoplasm. Gene Ontology annotation, biological process: RNA processing.
AUGGAUUUCAGUCAGUUUAAAGACGAAAGUAGCUCUGAAUCCAAUUUUGAAGAAUAAGAUAGAGUAGAAAGCUUCUUGAAAAAGAAUGAAACAAUUUUAGAUUAUAGCAGCAUUGAUUAAAUUUAAUAAUCCUUUAAUUCAUCAGAUUUGGCUAUUUUAUAAUCAAUUCAUAAUAAAAUUGGUAAUCAAAAUAGCUUAUUGCUCAAAAAUAUAGAAAUUGCUCAAAAUCCUGAAGGAUUUAAUAAAAAUUUGAAUCCUGGACAGAAAGAUGUUGAAACUAAAUAAAUAUAAAAAGGUGAAGCUAUUGAAGAUAAAUAAGAAAGUUUGGUUUCAUCUCAAAAUUAAAAUAAAAAAGUGCUCAAAAAUAGCUAAAAUUCAGAUUUAUUGAAUGAUCAACUUGAGGCGCCUUCUUUAUCUAAUUAAAAAAAUCAAUAAGAUUUUUUGUAGGAAAAAUCAAAAUUAACAUCCCUUAAUGGAUAAAAUAUUAUUUAGAAUUAAUAAUAUUAAAAUUUAGAGUAAAAAAAUUAAGUAAAAGAUAAUAUUGAAGAAGAAAGCUUAAUUUUAUCUUAACCAUCAAAUAAAUAACCAAUUGAAAACAAUAAAAGCUUUAACUAAUAGGAAACAUUAAAUACUGAGUUAUAAAAUUAGUAAAAUAUUAUUUCGUAGUAAUAAUUUCCAAUAACUCAAUAAAAUAUUAUUUAGAAUUAAUAAAAUUAAAACUUAGAGUAAAAAAAUUAAGUAAAAAGUAAUAUUGAAGAAGAAAGCUUAAUUUUAUCUUAACCAUCAAAUAAAUAAUCAAUUGAAAACAACAAAAACUUUAAAUAAUAGGAAACAUUAAAUACUGAGUUAUAAAAUUAGUAAAAUAUUAUUUCAUAGUAAUAAUUUCCAAUAACUCAAUAGAAUAUUUCUUAGAAAGAAGAAAGCUUAAUUUUAUCUUAACCAUCAAAUAAAUAACCAAUUGAAAACAAUAAAAACUUUAAAUAAUUGGAAACAUUAAAUACUGAGUUAUAAAAUUAGUAAAAUAUAAUUUCGUAGUAAUAAUUUCCAAUAACUCAAUAAAAUAUUAUUUAGAAUUAAUAAUAUUAAAAUUUAGAGUAAAAAAAUUAAGUAAAAGAUAAUAUUGAAGAAGAAAGCUUAAUUUUAUCUUAACCAUCAAAUAAAUAAUCAAUUGAAAACUAAUAAUUUCCAAUAACUCAAUAAAAUAUUUCUUAGAAUUAAUUAUAUUAAAAUUAAGAGUAAAAAAUGAUAAUAAAAGAUGAUGUUGCUAGCAAUACUUAAGAAAAUAGAAUGUUACCUUAAUUAGAAAAUCAAAAAAUUACAAAAAAUAACCAAAACGGUAUCUAAUAGCCUAUAUUACCUCUUUUAUUAUCUAUGUAAAGUAAUUAGCAGGAUUAAUAAAGUAGUUUUUAGUCAUAAAAAUCUACAAUAAAUUCCUCUAAUGGAUUGAAAAUACUUUAGAAUUAAUAAUAUUAAAAUUUAGAGUUAAAAAAUCUAGAUAAAUAGGAUAUUGAUUAGAAUAAUGAAGAUUGCUCAAAAAAGUUUUAAAUAAGUAAUCAAUAACAUUUUUAAAAUAAACAAAAUUGCAAUCUUGAGCAAAUAUUACCUUUCCCUCAUUUUUUACCUAGCCAAAGUGAUUAGGAUUUAGAAAGCAUUGUUAUAAUUGAUUAAUCUUCAAAAAUAGAUUCUUCUAAUGGAUUGAAUAUCCUUUAGAAUUAAUAGUGUUAAAAUUUAGAGUAAAAAAAUCUAGAUAAAUAAGAUAUUGCUUAAAAUAUCAGUGAUAGUUCAAUAUCGUCUUAAAAAGAUAACCAAAAACUUUUUUAAAAUAAUCAAAAUUGCAUAGAUGAAAGCUCAGUUUAAUCUUAAAGAAAUUAAUAAACUAUUAUUGAAAAUGUUAAUUAACAAGAAACAAAAACUCAUUAUUAAUCUAAUCAAAUUAAAUAGCAGAAUGAAUAAAUGAUAUCAUUAAAUUAAUGUCUAAAAAAAUAAUCUGAAAAUAAAAUUGAUUAUGAUAAUAAAUUAUUAAACCUUUAAGAAAAUCAGAUAAAUUAUUGCUAAAAAAAAUUAAUUACUCAAUAACUAAGCCAAUAACAAAAUAAUAAUCCAAUUUAAUAAAGCAACUAUCAAUACAAUAAUAACAAUAAUUUAAAUGGUAGUGAUUAAAUUUAACUAUAAAUAUCUUAAGAAAACAUUUCAUAAUAAUAAAGCUCAAAUGAUAACUUUACAAUUAGCUCUACCCAAAAAUAGUUUGGAUAGAAACUUUUAGAAGAUUAGAAGAAUAUUCAAAAUAUCUCAAACUAAAUUGACUGUUUAGAUUUAGAUAGUUAAAACAUUAUUUAAAAUUAAGAAGAUGAAAAUAGAUAACUUCAAUUUUCAUCAGAAGACGAGGGUGAUAACGAAGAAAAAAAAACUUCUCAAGACUAAAAUAUAUUAAAACAACAUUAAGAAUUGUUAGGAGAGCCUAUAAGUAGUAUAAGCAAUGUAGAAAUUGAUAGCAAUUCGUCAUUUUUAGAUGAAUUUGAAUUUUUAGAAAAUAAAAAGCAUAGUGCUCUUUAUUAAAAGAGCAAAAACAUAAAAGAUUUUUGCAAUAUUCUGAAAAAACAAAAGUAACUGAAAUAAUAAUAUGUCUAAAUUGAGCCUAGAGAUUACUAAGAGGAAAUAUUUAAAAAUCUUAUUUAAAAUUAUGGAAAUUACAUUAUAUUUUUAGAAACAGGAACAGGUAAAACAUUAGUAAGCUAAAUGAUAGCUUAAUACACUCUUUCAAAGUUCAAAGGGUCUAAGGUUGCAUUUUUAGCAAAUCAAGUGAACUUAGUGGAAUAACAAUAUAAUAAUUUCUUGACGUAUCAAAGAUCAAUAGAAGAAUAUUUAGUCAAACAAAAUUUAUCUGAAGAGAUAAAUUAAAAUAUUAACAUCUCUUUUUUCCAUGGUAAAAUGAAUUUAGACUUCUGGAAUAGAUCGUUUUGGUAAAAAAAUGUUGAACAAUCACAGAUUAUUUUUUUUUCUUCUUAAAUUUUUUUGAAUGGAUUGAGAAGAGGUCAUUUCCAGCUCACUUAAUUUAAAUUGAUCAUAUUUGACGAAUGCCACAAUACUAGUAAAGAACAUGCUUUUUCUUAAAUUAUGAAAGAAUUUUACUUUUAAGUAAAGAAAAAUGAUAUUGUCUUAAAAAAUACACCAAAUAUUAUUGGAUUGUCUGCUACUCCUAUUACACAAGGAAAUAAAGGAAAUUUUAAUGUGAGAAGAGAAAUGCUAAAAUUAGCUCAUAAUUUAGAUUGCUAAUUUAUUAAUUAUGAUUUACAGAAAGUCUAUGCACAGUUAAGAAACAUUAAAUAAACUGAGAAGUUUUAUGAAGUUAAUAUGAAUGAGAAUGAUUAUCAAUACAUUGAAUCUAACAACAUUAAAGGCUUUGAUCAGGCUGAUAAAGUUUUAUAUGAGCUAUAAGAGUAAUAUCCUGAAUUAAAGGAGCUAUAUAAAUAGUUAUAAGCGCUUAGCAGAUUAGAUAAUCUUGCUUCUAAAGCCUUUACUCAAAUACUUAGGAAAAUAAUUAAUCUCUUAGAAGAAUAUAUCAUUAUUUUAAUUUAUCAAAUAGGUGUUUAUGUUGUGCAAUUUUUUAUCUUCGAUAUCUUGUAAGAACUCAAAGGUGUUAACAUAACUGCACCAAAAACUCUCUGUAUGAAACAAUAGCUGGAGGAUAUCUUACAAUAAUUUUAUGAAAUAUUUAGAGCAAAAUACAACAAUAUUAAUAAUGAUCUUAGCAAUAAAUCAUAAGUUUUGCUAUCAAUUCUUUCAAAAAGUGAAGGUAUUUCUUUGAUAUUUUGUAAUAGCAAAGUUGUUGUCAAAUAUGUCACGAAGUUCAUUUAAAGUGUAUUCUAAAAUAGUAAUUCAGACUAAAAAUGUUGCGAAUAUAUAAUGGGAUAAACAAGCCAAAAUAAAAAAGAUGAAGAAGAUGAUAAUAAUUUAAAAAUAAUAAAUAGCAUAAAUCCGUAUGAAAUCUAAAACUUAAAAUCGUAAAGUGUAUAAUAAGCUUAGAACAUUAUACAACAAGAAAAAUAAUUUAGUAUCAAAUUUUAUGCGCUAAAAUAAAAAUACUCUGAACAAUAAAAGAUUGUUGAGAGAUUCAGAAACAAAUAAUUCAAAAUUUUAGUAAGCACUAGUGUUGUUGAAGAAGGUUUCGAUAUUCCUUCAUGUAAUAUCGUCAUAGCUUUUAGCAAAAUAAUUAGUCAAAGAUAAUAUAUACAAAUGAAAGGUAGAGCUAGAGCAGAAAAUAGCAAAUUUUAUGCCUUAGUUGCUGUUUACAAUAAUAAUAAGAUAAAAUUAUAAAACCAUUAAAUAGUGAGUGAUUAAAUAAAAUAAGAAUACUAUAGCUUAUCCUUAUUGACCUAAAAGUAAUUUAGUUAAGAAAAAGAAAAGCAUUAAGUUAACGAUGAGGAUGAUACGUCGAUGGAAAAUUAUGAAAAUUUCAUUAUUCCAGAAACUAACGCAAAUGUGAAUACAUUUUGGGUUAAAGAAAUUGUCAACUAAUUUUGUCAAUCGUUUUGCUACAAUAGUUAGUUGGACAAUAGAUUCCCAAUAGUUUUCGACUGUUUAAUUAAUGAAAGAGGUUAGUAUUUGUCUCUUAUCAUUUUACCUUUUCAACUCUAAGCAAAUAUUUUUAUGAAUCUCCAGAAGCUAAAAUUUAAAAAAGAAGAUGCUUAAAGAUGUGCUUUUAUGCAGGCAGUCAAGAGCCUAUUAAAAAACAAAUAUAUCUCAAAUGAGCUAAGACCGAGACAUAAAUCUUACAAAAAUUUCUAUUUUGGAAGAGGUGAAGAUGAUUACUAUGUUGAAUACUCUGAUAGAUAUUUUGCUAUUAUAUAAAAGAACAUGCAGGAAGUAUUUGUAGGAUAUUUAAAUGGAAAAAAGAGAUAAAUUGUUGUCUACAAAAAACUUUAUCGUUAAAUUGUAGAUGAAGUUUUUGUUUAAAAAGAAUAAAUCUAAUAAAGAGAAUUUCAUCCCUUUUAUCUCUAUGAUAUAUAAUACAAGGGUGAAUUACUUUAAGUUAAACUUAUUUAUGACAAGCAGUGUUUAGAAGGCUUUAUCCAUUAAGAUAUUAAAUUUAUCUUCCAUAACUAAAUUAAUUUAAGCAAUGAAGAAUUAAACGAAAUUAGAAAAAUUAACCAAUAAGCUCAUUUAAAGUUAUUAAAUCUUGAUAAAAUGAAUCUUGAGCCUAAAAAAAUUUACACUAGCAAAUGUUUAAUUUAUAAAAAAACAUAAAUCUUAGAUUAUAAAAACACAGAAGAAAGUGUGCUAAUUAAUGAAAAUGUGGUUUUUCUUUACAUAAUGAGUGAUCUGAAUUAAAAUUAGAUCAAAGAAAUUAAAUAAAUAAAUAACCACAUUGAUUAAAUUAGAGAUUUUCUUAAACUUAAAAUUAUUUCUGAAAAAAUAUCAAAAAAACUUAACUAAGAAAUAAUUGAUUUUUAGAAUAUGCAAAUAGAACAAUUAAAUGUUUUUAUCAAGCCAAAUUUUAAGCUUACUGGUUCGCUCUCUAAAUCAAAUAUUAAACAAGAUUAGAAAGAAAUUUAUCCUCUUUAAUUUGAGAAUCUGUUAACCUUAACAGAAAGAGAUUUAAUCUAAAUUUUUUAGAAAAAAUAAUUAGAGAAAAACCUUGUGUUUUUAGGAAAGUAAUAUUUCAGAUUUAUAACCAGCAUUAAUGUUUUCAAUGAAAACUUUAAAACACACUAUGAUAUUUUAAUAAGUGAACUAGAUAUGAGAUUUAAUGAUUGCUUUGUUAUGUCUAAAGCAGUAGAGUCUAAGUUUUUUAAGUACUUGCUGAUCAAAGACUAUGUAACUUUGGCUCCUUGCUUGAGUAUAAUUUCAUAGAAAUUACAUACGUUUGUUGCUGAUCAGUUAACAUUACAAGAAAAAAUUCUUAUCAAAAAUCAUUAAUAAAAUCCAUUAAAUUAUAACAUGGCAGAAAUUAGAAACAAAUAAUUUACAGAAAUAAUUUAUUAUAUAAUAGGAAUUACCAUAAAUCAAAACCAAAACAUUUUCAAAAACUUUGAAAAAUAUAGCUCAUUAUUUUAACCUCUUCUUAAAUCAUUUAACUUGAUUGAAAAGUAUAGUGUUUUAACCAAAUUCGUAAAUAUCUAACCAGAAUAGAUUUAGUAUAAACCUGAUAAAUAAAAUUUAUUAAAUUAAUUUAGCUAGAAUUCUAUCAAUUACAAAUUUAAUAACAUAGGUCUUCUCUAAUAGGUAUUUACUCAUUCUUCAUAUAAAUAAGAUAUGGUUUGUUCAGAUCUUAAUAAGAUCUUUGGAACUCUAGAAAAAUCUUUGAAUGACUUCAUCACCGAAAUAUAAAAAACAGAAAAAAGAUAAUCUUUUAUACAGCUAAAUGAUGUUUCAAAUGAUGUACUUUCAUUUUUAGGAUCUAUAAUAUUCUCUCAAAUAGUCUUAAAGCGACUUUACACGAGAUACAGUCAAUCCAAUCCAAAUGAAUUAGAUAUUUUCAUGGAAAUAAUAUGUUGUGAAUAAACAAAGUCUUUCUUGUCUGCAAAAUUUAAAUUAGAUUAAUACUUCAUUUAUGGGAUUCAAUAUUAAUAAAUAUUUUAAAAAAUAAAUCAUGCAGCUAAUUUUUUGAGAUAGUAAAACAUUUAGAGUUUCAGAAAUAUUGCAACUAACUAUAAUAAGGAUAUAAGUAUUUUAUCUUAACUCUUUGACUCUUUGGUAGGAGCUAUAUAUAUAGACUUACAAUAAGAUUUUGAAAAAACAUCAGAUUUCUUUAAUUAAAAUUAACACAUAUAAUUAAUUAUAAAAGAUAUUUGCCAAAUAGCAGAUUAGUAUCCUAAAUAUUCUUUAAUUAAAGUUUUAAAAUAAAAGGGAUAUGAUUGGGAAGAUAUUCAAAUUAUUAAAUUACCACAUCCAGAGUAGUUCUUACCAAUUAAUUAGAAUAAAUAUAACUUCUAGAUUUAUGAUAUUAAAAAUGAAAAAUUACUUAUUGAUAAGGUUUUUGAAUGCCAAAGAAUCGAAGAGGCAUAUUUGGCUAUCAAAGAAUAAAUCAUUAACAACCCAAUAAAUUAAUAGUCUUUAUGA